Molecule: messenger RNA, 445 nt
Organism: Canariomyces notabilis
Lineage: Eukaryota; Fungi; Ascomycota; Sordariomycetes; Sordariales; Chaetomiaceae
Exons: 1
Coding region: 144-368 (74 amino acids)
Source: RefSeq, a predicted model, not a curated record
CCCUUGUCUAGAGCAACGCACAAGACAUCAUAUUGUACCAUGAGGGUACCCUGGUAGCUAUCGUCUUCUUCCUUUCCCAUCUCCUGAUCCGACACUUUCAGGCCACUUCUCAGUGGAUUCGUACAUCCCGAGCCAAAUAGUACAUGCCAAAUAAUAGAUGUACUCAACUUAUAUGUGUAGGACGAGUUGAACAGCACUUCGUACUUGUACUUGCAAGCCUACCUUACCUGAUCCGAUUACAUACUACCUACAUAGCACUCUACACAUUCAUCAAGACAGCAGCAGGAUAUACCAGAAAAUUCAAAACGGUGAACGUUCCAUGGAUAGAUGCCGCAGUGAAGAUUCAUGCCGGAAACACGAUAUACUAGGCUUGGUUCGAAGAGGCAGGGUGCGCCAGCUGAGUGGCGGCCGGAUCCCGCGUUAGCACACAAGCCCCUAACAUGAG